UGCGACACCGACGUCACGUCCGGUUUCUCGAUGCCCAAGCGAACGUUGGAGAGCAAUGGCGGCGUGCCGGGGAUCUUCGUCGAAAUGGUUUUUCACCCGGGACCAGCUCGAGAACACGCCGUCCCACCGAUGUGGAGUAGAACCAGACCGGGAGCUCUCCUACCGGCAACAAGCGGCGAAUCUGAUCCAAGACAUGGGUCAGAGACUCAACGUCUCCCAAUUAACAAUAAAUACAGCCAUUGUUUACAUGCAUAGAUUUUAUAUGCACCACUCUUUCACCAAAUUCCACAGGAAUAUAAUAUCCCCAACCACUUUAUUCCUGGCCGCUAAAGUGGAAGAACAACCCCGGAAACUCGAACAUGUCAUCAAGGUUGCACAUGCUUGCCUGAACCCACAAGAACCGCCUCUAGACACAAAAAGCAAUGCAUACCUCCAGCAAGCUCAAGAGCUGGUGAUACUUGAAUCCAUAGUGCUGCAGACCCUGGGCUUUGAAAUUACUAUUGAUCACCCACACACUGAUGUGGUGAAAUGUUCCCAGCUAGUGCGAGCAAGCAAGGAUCUGGCACAGACUUCCUAUUUCAUGGCUACCAACAGUCUACACCUCACUACCUUCUGCCUCCAGUACAAGCCCACGGUGAUCGCCUGUGUUUGCAUACACCUGGCAUGUAAGUGGUCCAACUGGGAAAUCCCAGUUUCCACUGACGGAAAACACUGGUGGGAGUACGUGGACAACUCUGUCACUCUCGAGCUGCUUGAUGAGUUGACCCAUGAGUUUCUGCAAAUUCUGGAGAAGACACCCAGCCGUUUAAAGAGGAUACGAAACUGGCGGGCAACACAAGCUGCCAAGAAGCCCAAGUCUGAGAGCUCUCAGUUGUCAGACAACUCCUUUCCUGGGCCUUCCAUGCUCUCAGAUGGUGAUGCUUCGCUCCCAGGACUCUCCUCCAACCCAAGUUUUUCCAAAGGAGGCGCCUCCUUCACUGCAUCCCUGUCUCUGGACAGCUUGACUGGCACAUACAAUCCAGGUAGCCACAGUGAGUGGCCCCAGGGCAACCAGAGCAUAGCAGGGUACUCUUCCAGCUGUAUAAAACAGGAACCCCUCAACAUCUCCCUUCAAGAGCCCGCACUGUCUUUGCAAACCUCCACUUCCUCUUUGCUUCAGCAUGCACCGGUAUACAGGACUGAAAAAACAGUUGACUUCAGCCCUAUCAAACAGGAACACAAAGGAGCUGGCGGGAGUUCGGUGGGCAAGCAUCAGCCACCACCUCAGUCUGCCUACCUUCCACCCGCUCAGCCUCCUCCACCACAAUCUACUUCAGCUCAGAAGCUGUCUCUGGACAAAUACAGAGAGAAGCAUGCAGAGCUGGCUGUCUCUGGUCAGAAACGUAGUCAUGAACAACAUGGAGGGGUAAUGGACUAUGAUGUGAGGGGGGAUAUGUCGUCUUCCUCCUCUUCUAGCUAUGCACCAUCCUUUACGAGCCAAGUAGACCAUAGAAAACAUUUACAGCCCCACCAAUCAACCCACGGUAGUGGUGGAGGCACCACUGCCUCCCCAAUGAAAAUGAAAGUCCCUUCCUCAACUUCAGGGCAAGAUAGGCGCCAUCAUGGUGACAAACGGGACAAAGGCUCGCUCAAACUCCGCCUGGCUGUUCCUGGGUCUGGUGGAAGCUCCCAGCUGGAUAAAAGUGGACAAUCAAGCAAAGAUGAGCUUAAAAUGAAAAUUAAAGUUUCCUCAUCAGAGCGCCACAGCUCAUCAGAUGAAGGCAUGGCAGCCAACAACAAGAGUAAACAUUCCAGCCCUCUGGUGAGCAAGGACAAACAACAUCGUGGAGCAGAUCACAACCUCCAUCGCCAUCACAAGCACAGUCACCCUCAUCCACACACACACAGUGGGAAUGGGCGAGGAGGCCCUGAGGGCCCUGGAGGCCUACUACGUGGUCCUCCAGGACUGGUCAGCAUGGAAGGGACUACACUUGCCCCUCCCGGAUCCACCUCUUUGUCUUCAUCCUCAUCGCGCAAGAGAGUGCACGCCGAGGCCAGCCACAACCACCACCCUUCCUCUGCAUUCUCCACUUCUUGCUCCAAAGUGAGCAAAAUCUCCAAGGGUGGCACUGGUGCUGCAGGUGGGCUGCGGACCUCUCAGCAGUACCCUCCUCCUAGUGAGUCGCCACAUGAAGUGGGAGAGCAGAGACACUGAGUCCACCACUCUGCAGCCAUGGCCAGCACAUGGAAAUGGCAGCAAACUACCCACAGACUCUGAAGACUAUGCUCACCUCCCUGUUAAGUGCCCUAGGAAAAUAACUCUUUAUGUGAUGAUAAACCCUUUAUUGAAAGGCAGAAAAAGUCUGCAAACAAAAGUAUUGUUGGACAUCUCGAUUUCUGAGAGACAAGAAUGAUGAAAAAAAAAAUGCUUCCUGACUGUCAGAUCGCUGAGUUGUGUACUCAGUCCUGUCUUUCUGUUAGUGUGUUGAAUUGCUGCUUGGUUCUCCUUCAUCCUCAAAUGAGUCUAGGAAUGUGCAAAGAUGUGUGUGUGUGUGUGUGUGUGUGUGUGUGUGUGUGUGUGUGGUUUCAUCAUGGGGUUGGAGUCCUUUACCUACAUUUCAGAUCUCCAUAUGGGAAACAAAAGUAUUAGUAAGUACUAUAAAAAGGCAUGGAAGGUGCGCUUUUCUUCAUUUUCCUCCUAAUUUUUUUUUUAAGAGUAAUUUAAUUGAAUCACAUUUAUGCGGUUGUAUGGAGGAAGCCGAUGGGCCAGCUGGAGAUGAGUUCAAGCUAUGUUUGCUGGCAUUCCAUUUAGUACUGUUUAGUACAGUUUUUUUUUUUUUUUUAGUGUAAAGUUUCAUCUCCUCAAUUACUUUCUUGUCUUGAUUUCUUUUUAUACUUAAGUACUGUGCGUACGAUUUGCAUGUUUCAAUCAUCAAAGGGAUUUCAAAGGAGAACACGUACUUGCUGUUUACAGAAAGUGGAGAUAAAUGUACAUACGUUUUUGUAUGUUUAAAGAGAAAAAAAAAGCUAUACCAUGACUACUCAGGUUUGGAGCUGCUUGUAAGUAUAACAAGAUAACUAUAAUACCUAUAAAAGACUUUUAUUUUGUUGGUUGGGCAUCAUCGGGUGAAUGAUUGCAGCAUUCCAGCGGUGUGUGCUUCUUACAGCCUUCCUACAGAGGGCGCCGUACUGUGCUUUCCCCAUCACAGGAAACAUCAGUUGAUGCCCUCAGUAACACCGGCACAUCCAACACCUACUUAUCACAUCAGAGCGAUGCAAUUUGUACCAAAAAUUAUUAUUUUUUUGGACCUCUAAGUAGACCUUAAGCUGGAUGCCAAAGGUUGUGCCUCAAAAAGAAAAAAAAACUGACAGACAAUAGUAGUGUGCUCUUAAAGUUUACAUAACCCUUUUUACUUUGAAGUGCAUCAGACAUAAUAUCAUGACAUGAAGCUGUAGCUCUUAGAUGUCAGCCCAUGAAGGGGGAACAUGUAAGUAUUACUGAAUCAACCUUUAAUCAGAAAAAAAAAAAAAAUCUUUGGAAUCGGUUUCCAUUCGAGCUAGAGUUGUCAGAACAGUGAGCAAUUGGCCAUAUGCAACAUGACCUGCUGGGUAACGCAAGUAUCUGCAAUGUGGACGUUCCUCAUAGGUUUUGUCACUGAUGUCCUCAUCCAGUUGGUUGACUUUACAUUUGCAGCCAUGUACCUGUCCGGACACGUCUUUACAUUAGUUCUCUACAUUAAACUCGAUAUUGUUCUCAAAUGUUGACAUGAGCGUCCCCUCUGUUUUUGAUUGGGUUACUCAUUCAUGUGCAAAUACACGACAAACCAGAGGCUGGAUUGUUUUUACCCCGUUUCGGGCACCCAGAACAAAAGCAGUUGUGGACAAAUGAGCCAAACCCACUCUUUGCAUCCUUUUCCCCCCCAUUUUCAUUU
Molecule: messenger RNA, 3911 nt
Organism: Acanthopagrus latus (yellowfin seabream)
Lineage: Eukaryota; Metazoa; Chordata; Actinopteri; Spariformes; Sparidae
Gene: ccnt2a
Product: cyclin T2a
Exons: 10
Coding region: 56-2194 (712 amino acids)
Biological process (GO): positive regulation of DNA-templated transcription, elongation; regulation of transcription by RNA polymerase II
Cellular component (GO): nucleus; cyclin/CDK positive transcription elongation factor complex
Molecular function (GO): cyclin-dependent protein serine/threonine kinase activator activity
Source: RefSeq, a predicted model, not a curated record